UAUAUAUUGGGACAUCACUAUCGAGUAUCGGACACGGCACUGGUGGUGACUGGAUGGGGAUGGAUUAUGGAAUACAAACAGCAACUAUAGCGAAUUGCAAUCUAAUUUGAGUUUUUCAGAGUUUUCGGAGUCUUGAGAAAAAUUAUUUCUCUGAUCGCUCAACGUAACAGAUUAGUAUGAAAGACAUGAAUUCUACAAUUAAGAACAACCUUUCAGAAAUAACAAAAUUAGCAAGAAAAUUUAAUUGUUUCUAUUUAUCAGGAUUACAUCAAGGUACCUGUAAACCGUUUUUGGUUGGAGGUCAUCAAGUAGGUCUUAUUCGGCCCGAUGUGCAGAAAUAUUUACUAAGAUUUCCCGAGGUAUUCAGUGUAACUGGAAAAUAUGUUGAAUUAAAUCCAGCAUUUAGGGACUAUCAAGAGAGAACUACAAGAAUUGCUGAAGUUCUACAGUUUUUGCGCAAGGAGGGGGAAAUAUGUGCUUUGAAAGGUUGGCGAGAUGAGUGCUUUGAGGUUAGUACACCAUUUUACCAUGAGAGCCUCUUGGAGAUGGAUAGAAGUGCUAUAUGUUUGUUUGGCAUCAGGAACUAUGGUGUCAGUAUAAAUGGAUACUUAUUCCACCCUACCAAAGGUCUGUGCAUUUGGCUGCAACAGAGGAGUUUUACUAAACAAACUUGGCCAGGAAAAUGGGAUUGCUUUGUGAGUGGAGGUUUGGCCGUUGGCUAUGGUAUUCUUGAAACAGCUAUCAAAGAAGUAGCUGAAGAAGCAUCCGUGGUUGGGGAUUUAGCGAAGAAACUGGUUCCAGCUGGCUGUGUGAGUUUCUACUUCGAAAGCGAGAGAGGUCUAUUCCCGAACACGGAAUAUGUAUACGAUCUGGAGCUUCCCAUGGAGUUUGUGCCUGAAAACGCAGAUGGGGAGGUGGAGAAAUUCGAGUUACUAACUGCAGAAGAAUGUGUGCAACGAGCGCUUACACCACAAUUUAAAACAACCAGCGCUCCCGUUUUACUGGACUUCUUGAUUCGGCGGGGAUACAUAAACCCAGAAAAUGAGCCGAAUUACCGACACAUCAUAGAGUUGCUUCACGUGCCGCUGCAAACUAUUUACAAAUGGCCGCAGACCGAAGUAACGACCAAUGGCGAAGAACUUCAGCGCUAAGCAGCGAUUAGUCACAAACAUUACAAUUUUUAAUUUGAGUGGAUUAUUUAUAACUUAUUUUUGUAUUUUAUUGAAGACAUUUAUUAUAAUGAAAUUAGGUACCUAUUCAAUGUGUGCGUGGUGUGAUAUUUAUACAUUCACAUUCAUCUUAAUUUUGGAGUAGACAGAGGAUGAGUCCCGAAUAGUUUAUUUAAAUUAAUAUCGUCUUCCCGGUUUUAAUUGAUGACAGAGGAAACAUUGAGUUUCCUUAAAAUAUUCAGAACGAUAUUAUUUAUUUACGAUUAUAUUAAUUUUAGCUUCACUAAUUCCUUAGUAAUAAAAAGUGCAAGACGCCAACGACCAGUGACACAUUUAAUUAGAUUUUAUUAAUUUCCAUAAAUUUAAUGUUUUCCUUGUAUUCGUAUAAUUUAAUAAAAUUUUAAUUUAGUAUUUGUCUUACCCUCAAUAAGGAUAUUAUGUAACUUAAUCUGGAGAAGUAGUCACUUUGAAAACUUAUUAGAAAUCAUAAUAGUUUAGCUAGGGACAUUUAAUUUCUGUGAUACUUUACCAAUUUGGUAUAAGCGAUGUUAGUGGGUUAAUUAUGUAGAGACGUGAAUUUGAGCAGAAAGUUAUGGGAAUCCGUACCGCAGAAAGGAAUUGAAACCGAUAUGAACUGUUAACGGACCUACCGAUAAAAGUAUCGAGCAGAGACAAUCGCAGAUACUUAUUCUAAAUUCUAUUUAAAAAGGGAGUAGGUAUUAGCAUUUAAACGCGUGGGUACGGAUCCUGUCAUGGGCAAGUUGAACUUGCAGAUUGAAUGUUAAAGUUUGUAGCCUGAUGUUUAAAGCACCUUUCAGACAACGGACUACAUUACGGAAGAUUACGUGAUUUUUCAUUUCAAUUACCUACAUAUAUAAUAUACAAACAAAAGAACUGCAGUCCUUUUAGCACCAAGCCAUAGGUUUUAAAAUUAUUUGUAUACAUUUUUUUGUGCCAUUAGUAUCCUGCUUUCAUUUAGAGUUAAAUUACGGAUGAAAUAAUUGAUAAUUUUAAUAGUUUAAAUUCGAUAUCGGUUUUUUAUUUGUCACUAAAGAUAUGUAUAAUGUUGCAUCCUCUAGUCAAUAUAAGGUUCAAAUUGUUUCAUAAUUAUGAAUGAGGUAUAUGUAUUACCAAACAAAAGCUUAAAGUUUUUUCAGUGGCAGCAUUUUUUUAAUAUUACUUAUAUUUUUACGAUACGAGUUCGUACUCGUAUACAUCUGAGUAUUUAACGACACUAGAUAGAUAUUGAACUACUAAGAAAAGGAAGCAUACGUUAAAUAUAGAGGUUUCUGCAUUUAAGAUAUCUAUAUUAUAAAAACAAAAAAAGUUCCACCUUGUAACAUGUUAUUGCAAUAAGCAAUUUAAUUAUUGACAAUAACAGUGAGGCAAAGUAAGCUUGACCUGUUGUAUGUCAUUUGUUAGACCUAAUUCUAUUUUAUCAUUAGACUGUUUUGUCUUACAAUAUAUAAAAUAUUUGCUAAAAUGUUAUAUGGAAUACGUGCGUUGAAAGCAAAUAUAUAAUUCAGAGCACCUACGGUUUCAAAUCACUUUCGUGUAUUCGUAAUUUGAAAGUAUAAAAUAUUCCAGCUUAACAAUGUUCAUUUCAUAUAUUAUGGGAACCCUUUUAUUAGUAAGUCAAUGUAAUUAUUGUACAAAGUCAGUAUUUUUACCACUUAAUUUGUUUUCUUAUAAAGAAAUUUAAGUGCAAGCUCGCUGUUUCUUUUAAAUUAAAUAAAAUGAAUAGUUUAUUUGAAAGUCACUUAAAAUUAGUAUUGCCAGUUUCUUUAGAUAGCACUUAUUCAUAAAUCUUGUUGAAACAUGUACUCGAUUCUAAAGCCUUCUAAAUAAAACAAUUAUAAAUGUUAAAUUUGUGCAGCGAAUAUUGCUUUUUCAUAAUUUUUCUACAAAGAUAUUAGUGAUCGUAGUUAUAGAUAUUAAUAUGAAACAAUGUAAAAUGCUAGAAAAAUUGUAGGAAGUCAGAAGCCUUAGAACGUUUUUUACAUUUCUAUUAACAAUUGUUAUGGGCGAAAGACUUUUUAUCCAUUUUACAUGUUAUAAUCGUUUACAUUUGUGAUUUUUAGGAUGAUACUGCUUUCCUAAAAAUGGGUAAUAAAUUUUAAGUAAAAUUA
Messenger RNA from Colias croceus (clouded yellow), 3298 nucleotides. RefSeq lists its product as uncharacterized. NCBI's taxonomy places the organism in Eukaryota, Metazoa, Arthropoda, Insecta, Lepidoptera, Pieridae. Gene Ontology annotation, molecular function: 8-oxo-dGDP phosphatase activity. The transcript has 7 exons. The record is from RefSeq and is a predicted model, not a curated record. Bases 177 to 1151 code for a protein of 324 amino acids.